Messenger RNA from Sapajus apella (tufted capuchin), 4120 nucleotides. It is a transcript of the gene MCOLN2, whose product is annotated as mucolipin 2. Bases 235 to 1620 code for a protein of 461 amino acids. The transcript has 12 exons. Gene Ontology annotation, cellular component: lysosomal membrane; plasma membrane. Gene Ontology annotation, molecular function: NAADP-sensitive calcium-release channel activity. The record is from RefSeq and is a predicted model, not a curated record. Lineage: Eukaryota; Metazoa; Chordata; Mammalia; Primates; Cebidae.
CCGGAGCGUACAGAGCAGCCUUUCAGCCGCCCGAGCAGGGCCCGCCGCAGCCCGCUGCAGCCCUCCUCAGCCGCGCCUGCCCUCGGGCCGGGGUCUGCACGCACUGCACUGCCGGUAGGAAGGGUAAGAGAAGGGGGACCCGCUUAGAAGGGCUCCAACUUCAGCGGACGCGUUCCGGCUAGGGCGGAAUGAGUCUGCUGUGAACGCUUUUUCCUGCUCCGAAUCCCGAGACCCAUGGAAAGUUUUGAAGGAGGAGGCGUGGCCCGGCAGCCUUACCGUUUUCCCCAGGCGAGGAUUCCGGAGAGAGGAUCAGGUGUUUUCAGGUUAACCGCCAGAAAUGCAAUGGCACAUCAUGAUUCUGAGAUGAAAGAAGAAUCUCUAAGGGAAGACCUGAAGUUUUACUUCAUGAGCCCUUGUGAAAAAUACCAAGCCAGACGCCAGAUUCCAUGGAAACUGGGUUUGCAGAUUUUGAAGAUAGUCAUGGUCACUAUACAGCUUGUUCGUUUUGGUUUAAGUAACCAGCUGGUGGUUGCUUUCAAAGAAGAUAACACUGUUGCUUUUAAGCACUUGUUUUUGAAAGGAUAUUCUGGUACAGAUGAAGAUGACUACAGCUGCAGUGUAUAUACUCAAGAGGAUGUCUAUGAGAGCAUUUUCUUUGCUAUUAAUCAGUAUUAUCAUCUAAAGGACAUUGCCCUGGGGACCCUUGGUUAUGGAGAAAAUGAAGACAAUAGAAUCGGCUUAAAAGUCUGUAAGCAGUGUUACAAGAAAGAGAGCAUGUUUCCUUCUAAUGAGACACUGAAUAUUGACAACGACAUAGAGCUCGAUUGUGUGCACUUAGACCUUCAGGCUCUCUCCAAGGACCCUCCGGACUGGAAGAACUCAUCAUUCUUCAGACUGGAAUUUUAUCGGCUCUUACAGGUUGAAAUCUCCUUUCAUCUUAAAGGCAUUGACCUACAAACAAUUCAUUCCCGUGAGUUACCAGACUGUUAUGUCUUCCAGAAUACGGUUAUCUUUGACAAUAAAGCUCACAGUGGCAAAAUCAAAAUCUAUUUUGACAGUGAUGCCAGAAUUGAAGAAUGUAAAGACUUGAACAUAUUUGGAUCUACUCAGAAAAAUGCUCAGUAUGUCCUGGCGUUUGAUGCAUUUGUCAUUGUGAUUUGCUUGGCAUCUCUUAUUCUGUGUACAAGAUCCAUUUUUCUUGCUCUAAGGUUACGGAAGAGAUUUCUAAAUUUCUUCCUGGAGAAGUACAAGCGGCGUGUGUGUGACGCCGACCGGUGGGAGUUCAUCAACGGCUGGUACGUCCUGGUGAUUAUCAGCGACCUGAUGACAAUCGUUGGCUCCAUAUUAAAAAUGGAAAUCAAAGCAAAGAAUCUCGCAAACUAUGAUCUGUGCAGCAUUUUGCUUGGAACCUCUACGCUCUUUGUGUGGGUUGGAGUCAUCAGAUAUUUGGGUUAUUUCCAGGCAUAUAAUGUGCUGAUUUUAACAAUGCAGGCCUCACUGCCAAAAGUUCUUCGGUUUUGUGCUUGUGCUGGUAUGAUUUAUCUGGGUUACACAUUCUGUGGCUGGAUUGUCUUAGGACCAUACCAUGACAAGUAUAUAGAAGUGACUAUAGGAUAUUGAACCAGGAAGUGUAAAAGACUAGAAAGCAUGGAUUAUAAUUGUCUAGGGCUGGCUUAAGGGGUCACAUAGCUACCCAGUGAUCCUCAAAUGGGAAAUGUUUGGAGAUGAGAUCACUAUAUUAAAAAUGAAAAUUAAGUGAGGAAAAUUCCUAUUAAAAAUUUCCAAUUUAAUGUAUUACGUUUUUCAUCCAAGUUAAUUGAGAAGAAUGAGGAUGGGCAGAGACUGCCUAGAACAACCAUUGUAGGUUUAUGAUUGAAAUGGUGACAUGUCUUGUCUCUGCAGAUGGUUUUGGUUACAGCAUCAUCUUUGUGCCUUAUUAAAGAUCAAUAUCUGAAUUCUAAACUAUUACCAAACUUCAGUUAGCAUUAUAAUCUCAGGGACAUCAAAGUUAUGCUAAGAUGUUCUUGUUAUAAAAUGAUACAUUUGAUUGGUAGAUACAUCAAGAAAUGAAACUAGAUAAGCCUUGUUUUUAACCCAAAAAAGUAGAAGGAGUUAUUUCAUCUUCUGGCUUUUUCUCCAUGGGCCUGUGGCAGUUGGAACGAUAGAAACAACAAAAAUAGCAGCAGCUAACACUUCCUGCUGUGUGUUAGACACUCUGCUGGGCUUUUCUGUUUUCUUUCUUACUUACUCCCCACCACAGCCUAGGUACUGCUUUCCUCACUUAGAUGCUCUGCAAGGAGAAAAGAGGUUAAAAAUGGCAAGUAUUGCUUCCAAGUUUGUAUACCAGUACAGCCUUAAGUUUUGACCUUGUUAGUACCAUUAGCCAAAGAACAUAUGAUCAAAUCUGGUUUACAAACUGUUAACAAAACUUAACUUAAACCUUAAGGUUUAAGAUUAAUGUAUAGCUUACUCUUCUAUCAGAAGGUUUAAGAUUAAUGUAUAGCUUACCGUUUGUUAUUGUAUGUAUAGCUUACUCUUUGUUAUUAAUGUAUAGCUUACCCUUUGUUAUUGUAUGUAUAGCUUACUCUUUGUUAUUAAUGUAUAGCUUACCCUUUGUUAUUAUUCUGAUAGCUGUCCUAUCAGAUUAAUGCCAGGUAACCUGGCACAGUCAGACUUUCUCCUUUUCAAGUGUCACAUUUAAUAUGUCUAGGGAGAAUUACUGUUUUUCCUAUUUGAGAUAUUAUAUAAUUAACAAAGUGACAACCUCUGGGUUAGUAGUAAAUCUUGGUAAUACUAUUGCUCUUCAAAUUCCAUGUCACUGUUUUAAAGUGACUCAUGAGAAAAAAUUAUUCUUUGCUAUGAUAUCUCUGAUUUGGAGAACUUACUGUCAGAGCCUGGAAAAAUGUAUUUUUCUUCCUUACUUGCCUCAUGCUCUGAAAGCUUUUCCACCUCUUUGUCACUAGAGGACAGUGUUGCACUGUGUGGAAUAAAUACUGUGCCUGAGGAUUUGGCUUUAAUUCACUGACCCCAAGGUUUCUGGACAAGUGGUCACAUCUCCUUUGUACCCCACCCCCAUCUCCCCUAUCUCAUCAUUAUUCUGGAAGGUGCUCAGAUAAGGUUGCUCGAAUUUUACUAGAUGGCUGCCAUUCUCAAAUGCCGUCUGUUAGGCAUGGUGCCCAGGAUUCUUCAUCUCCCUUGCUGCAUUAACCCUUCCCUCCCCUUCUCUGUGAGGAAAUCUGAUGAUUCUUUCACAGAAAAUAGGUACCUUAAUAUAUUAAAUAAUAUUCCUGAGAUUACCCAGCUAGAAAAUGGCAGAGAUGGGAUUCAAACCCAGGUCAGCCUGACUCCAGUACCUGUGCUUUGACCCAUACUCUGUAAGGCUUUUCUUGGUAUUAUCUAAAACAGAUAAUCUAAAACAGGGGAGCAUUUAGUCUGACAAGAAACAGGCUUGUACUUGGAGAUCAACCGUGAUUGGACAGCCAUGUAGUCAGUCUCAUUCUCUCAAUGAUGUCAAGGUCACCUCGUGGAAAAUGAGGUUACUUGUUUUGUGAGCCUGACUGCAUUACCAUAUGUUCAAUUUUGUCCUUUCAAAGGAUCCAGGUGAAAUUGGGAUCUUCUGAAGCAGCACUGUCCAAGAAAAAUGCAAUUUGGGCUAUAACUGAGAGCCUUGCCUAUACUGUAAAAUUUUCUAGUAUCCACAUUAAGAAAUAAAAAACUGAUGAAAUUAAUUUCAAUGAUAUAUUUUAAGCCUAAUAUACGUAAAAUAUUAUUCCAGCAUGUAUUCAUUAUAAAAUAUUGAAAUAUUUUACAUUCCUUCAUACCAGUCUUUUUGAUCUGGUGGAUGUUUUAUCCUCAUGGCACAUCUUAAUUUGGACUAGCUACCUAUUGGAUGCUGGCUGGCCACACGUGGCUGGUGACUACCAUUAUGGACAUUGCAGCUCUAGACUUAUGUCUGUCGCUUAAAAUCAGCUUUCCCUUUACCCCCUCCCCCACGGAGGAGUGGAGGGAUAGGGGAUAUCUGUAGGAUUGCCCGUAGGUCUGUUUACGGCAUCUCUCACCAGGCUGAUAUAUUGGGGAAAUGCACAGUUGAGUUAAUUCACCGGAUGUACAAGUCAGGGGA